Messenger RNA from Acanthosepion pharaonis, 816 nucleotides. The record is from the annotation of a GenBank genome assembly. Lineage: Eukaryota; Metazoa; Mollusca; Cephalopoda; Sepiida; Sepiidae.
AUGGUAACUACUGAAGCUGCUGUAACUGUUCGGGAAUUACUUGACAAACGCUUCUCUCUCUUUCUCUCUCUCUCUCUCUUAUUUCUAUCUAUCUUAGUAGCUCUCUCUCUCUCUCUCUCUCUCUCUCUCUCUCUCUCUCUCUCUGUCUGGAGGCAGAUAUCUACGUAUAAAUACCCACACAUUUAUAAUCUAUCUAUCUAUCUAUCUAUCUAUCUAUCUAUCUAUCUAUCUAUCUUUGUUCAUUUUGUAUUUAUAUUUGUUUAUUAUCUAUCUAUCUAUCUAUCUAUCUAUCUAUCUAUCUUCUUCCUAUCUAUCUAUCUAUCUUUAAGUCUAUAUUUACUUAUAAAUUCUACUCCGUUUACAUUCUAUCCAUCUCUGUUCCUUAUCUAUCUAUCUAUCUAUCUAUCUAACUAUCUAUCUAUCGAUCUCGAUUCCUUUUCUCGCUAUCUUCGUAAUCUCUCUAAAUUAUAUAUUACUGCUCAUAUCUAUCUCUAUCUCAUUAUCUUAUCUAUCUAUCUAUCUAUCUAUCUAUCUAUCUAUCUAUCUAUCUAUCUAUCUUAUUCCUUAUCUAUCUAUCUAUCUAUCUAUCUAUCUAUCUAUCUAUCUAUCUAUCUAUCUGAUCCGUCCUUGUUUGUACAGAUUGUUUUCUUUUGUUCUUUCACUAUCUAUCUAUCUAUCUAUCUAUCUAAUUUGUUUCUUUAUCUAUCUAUCUAUCUAUCUAUCUAUCUAUCUAAUUUGUUUCUUUAUCUAUCCAUCUAUCUCUCUCUCUAUCUAAUUUGUUUCUUUAUCUAUCUAACUAUCUAUCUAUCUAUCUAA